Molecule: messenger RNA, 969 nt
Organism: Pipistrellus nathusii (Nathusius's pipistrelle)
Lineage: Eukaryota; Metazoa; Chordata; Mammalia; Chiroptera; Vespertilionidae
Source: the annotation of a GenBank genome assembly
AUGGACCACUUUGUUCAAGUUCCCCAGGGCCUGUACCAGGGAACACACUAUGGGAACACACUGCCUUUGGUCCAGCCUGGACUCUCUGACCACCAACAGCCUGACUGGAGACAAAACACUGGUGCCCCCACUUUCCUGGCCAGGACGGGGCUGGUGGUGCCCACCAAUGCCUGGGCCUACUGCAGUGACCCUUACAAGAGGGCACAGCUUAAGGCCAUUCUCUCCCAGAUGAACCCCAGCGUGGGCCUGCGGCUGUGCAAGGCCAACACCAAGGAGGUGGGCGUGCAGGUGAGCCCACCUGUGGACAGGUCUGUGCAGUGCUCGCUGGGCCCUCUCACCCUGUGCAGCUGCUCUUUUUGGGGCUGCAGGGACCCCAAGGCACCCCUACCAGCCUGGGACCUCUAUUCACCAGUAAAGGACCUCCGGGGCUUGAUCCGGCUGCGGAAGAUUGGGAAGGAUGAGAAGAGGGAUGCCCUUUCCAGUCCCGCAGAGGAAAGCCAGCAGCAGCAGAAGUCAUCACCACUGCCAAGGUCACAAGAGGACAAGCAGGAGGAACUGUGGCAGCAGGACAAGUUGCUGGAGGAAGAUGCUUCUAGUCUUGGGCGGAGCAAGUGGGCCCAGGGAGAUGCCCACCCCCUCAGGAAACCCAGCUUCCAGUUUUUGGAGCGAAAAUAUGCCUAUUUUCACUGUAAGGAUUGUAAGACUAGAUGGGAGAGUGCUUAUGUGUGGUGCAUUUCUGGAACUAGUAAGGUUUAUUUCAAACAACUCUGUUGCAAAUGCCAUAAGAGUUUUAACCCUUAUCGGGUAGAAGCAAUCCAGUGUCAGACUUGUUUAAAGUCCCGUUGUUCCUGUCCGCUAAAGAAAAGAAACAUUGACCUAAGGAGGCCUCAUCGACAGGAACUUUGUGGCCGCUGCAAAGACAAGAGAUUCUCCUGUGGCAAUAUUUAUAGCAUUAAAUACAUCAUCUGA